AUGGUCCUCCGGCGAGACAGGGGGUUGGUGCAGGCCACACGAACCCGCCGUAAAACACCAGUGCAGGAAGCACACGAUGCCAGCCGGACCAAUCGGCACGGAACUGGACAUCUUACGAGGUCCCACGAUUGGAAGCUCGGGACGUGGAAUUGCAGGUCUCUCAGAUUUGACGGGAGUAUCCGCAUACUCUCCGACAUAUUGAGGGUCCGCAAGUUCAGCAUCGUAGCGUUGCAGGAGGUUUGCUGGAUAGGCGCGGAAGAGGUACGAGAGUACAAAAGAUUGGGUUGUAGAAUCUACCAGAGCCGCGGCAAGAAAAAGAGGCUCGGGACAGCCUUUAUAGUGUUGGGCGAAAUGCUCGAUCGUGUGAUUGGGUGGACCCCGAUCACCGACCGAAUGUGCGUGUUGAGGGUUAAGGGCCGUUUCUUCAACAUCAGCAUCAUAAACGUGCACAGCCCGCACUCAGGAAGCGAAGAUGACGAGAAGGACGCAUUUUACGAGCAGCUGAACUGGACGUACAACAGCUGCCCAAAACAUGACGUCAAAAUCGUCAUCGGAGAUUUUAACGCUCAGGUUGGCCAGGAGGAGGAAUUCAGACCGGUGAUAGGAAAGUUCAGCGCCCACGUACGCACGAACGAAAACGGCCUGCGACUGAUCGACUUCGCCACCUCCAAAAAUAUGGCCGUACGAAGUACCUGCUUCCAGCAUAACCUCCGAGAUAAGUACACCUGGAGAUCGCCACAAGGAACGGAAUCGCAAAUCGACCACGUCGUAAUCGACGGUAGACACUUCUCCGACAUCAUCGACGUCAGGACCUAUCGCGGCGCCAACGUCGACUCGGACCACUAUCUGGUGAUGGUGAAAAUGCGCCAACGACUUUCCCUGGCGAAAAGCGUUCGGUACCGCCGCCCUCCGCGGCUGGAUCUGGAGCGGCUUAAGUUACCGGAAGUCGCAUCCCGGUACGCGCAUUCGCUGGAGGCUGCGUUGCCAGGAGGGUGA
Molecule: messenger RNA, 996 nt
Organism: Culex quinquefasciatus (southern house mosquito)
Lineage: Eukaryota; Metazoa; Arthropoda; Insecta; Diptera; Culicidae
Product: craniofacial development protein 2-like
Exons: 1
Coding region: 1-996 (331 amino acids)
Biological process (GO): chromatin remodeling
Cellular component (GO): nucleus
Molecular function (GO): catalytic activity
Source: RefSeq, a predicted model, not a curated record